AUGGCGGAGAAUACAGAAGGAACAGUUUUUGAGUUCGAUCCACUUCAAACACCAGUACAAAAUAACAACAUCGAAAUUUCGUAUCAAGAAUUUGUUAGAAGUCUUUCAGAAGGUUAUAUGGAGAAAGAUAUCACAAAGCAAUUUCAUGAUUUAUCUGAUGGCAUCAUAGGAUUAAAUAACAAACUUGAAAAAGAGCUUUUCAGAGUUCAGAACAGCCUUGUUGUAAAUCAAGCAAAUACAAUUUGUACAUUACCUUUACUUGCAGGUCGUGAAGUAGAAUGCAUUUCACCAAUACAACCUGCCGCAUGGAUCCAAGGCGAAGUCGGUGGCAUGUAUGACCCUGUAAAUGAUAAAGUUUGUUUGAAUUGUGUUGGCCAUUGGGAAGGAAAUGCGAGGUCACUCAAUCACUUCCUCUGGCAAUCAAUUACAACACCAUGCUUUAUUUUCUUCCAUGCUAUUGCUGUUAUUUCCAUUAUUAUUGGUUUUCUUGUUGGCUACCUUAAUACAAGUUUCAAAGACGAUCCAAGCUACAGAUCAAGAAUAAUAGGUAUUGUAGCUGGUAUUUCAGCUGCCUACGAUAUCGCCUGCGUUAUUGUUAUUUUAAUUCUUGAAAGUUUCUUCCCAGAUGAUCCAGCACCAUUCGAAGCUUCCCAGGUUCAAGAGCAAGUCGUUCAGGUGGUUUCUACGGCAAUAGAUACAAUUGCAGCGGAAAUUUCGCCCGAACAUAAAUCUCUUGCUACAAAUGAAGAAGAAAUGGACAAUCCUCAAUUGGUUAGCCAUUACAUCCUCAUUUUCUUCUACGAAACAGGCAAAACAGUGCUUGCAAACUUAUUAAAACCAGCAGGACCGUUUUCUGAGAAGAAAAUACCACAAAUUGAAUGGCCAGAGUUCGAAAGAUUCCUUUCUUUCUUCAGAUUCCUCAGAGAAAUUUCAGAUGCCGAAAUCCAAGCUUAUGAUCCAAUUCCAGAUUUGACAAGGAAAAAAGUUUUCAAGGUUCUCCUCAUCGCCCUAGAACGUGGAACCCCAAAAGUCCAUUUCCAGCUCCUCAGAUUACUUGCUUUGGCACUUGAGCCUCCGAAUAUCAGAAUGCAACACGUAGAAGAGAAUACAAAGGACAUAAACCUCACACACUAUUUGACAGCAAGCUCUGUUCGCUCUCUUAUUCACGAUAUCAAGGUCGAUCUUACGAAAUGGAAGUCAUCGAAGACUCCAGCUCAGUUUGGAUCAAUUGAGAACCAGGCAAGAAUAGAAGUCGUUGUUUCCAAGUCAUCUGAUGAACAGUUGGUUACAUUCAGGUCUCAUGCUUCAAGACUCAGCUCAACUUACAUCGAAUUCGGAUAA
Trichomonas vaginalis G3 is the source of this 1341-nucleotide messenger RNA. RefSeq lists its product as uncharacterized. Lineage: Eukaryota; Parabasalia; Trichomonadida; Trichomonadidae. The coding region runs from base 1 to 1341 and encodes 446 amino acids. The record is from RefSeq and is a predicted model, not a curated record. The transcript has a single exon.